AUGGGUUUGUUGUACACCGCGGUGCUAGUGGUGGUUGCGGUGACGGUCGGUGGUCGUGCGCAGGACUACAAGGCUGCGGCGAUGGUGGAGACCGUCGACGAGGUAGAACCAGUGCGAGGCAGUGAGGACGGCACGGAACCGGUGCUAGUUUUUACGGUAUUCAGACAUGGCGAUAGAACACCCGACCAAGAAGAAAUAGAUAAGUUCCCAGCUGAUGAAAAACACGACAAUCUUUUCUUUCCAUUUGGAAAGAAGGCAUUAACAAAUAAAGGUAAACAGCGGGGCUACAAGGUUGGGGAGUUCCUCAAGGAGCGUUACAAUAAUUUCAUUUCCUCGUUGUAUCUACCUGACGAAAUUAAAGUACGAACUACAAACUACGACCGCACUAAGAUGACAGCCUUGACCGCAAUGUCCGCGCUGUACCCACCACUACCACCCCAAAGAUGGAACCCUGCACUAAACUGGCAACCAGUUCCGUAUGACACUCUUGAAUAUCAGACUGACGAUCUCCUUUAUUGGUACAAUUGUCCUCGUUACACAAAACUCCGAGAUAGCAUUUACCAAUUGCCAGAGGUAAAAAAAUGGCUGGAGCCUUACCAGAGUUUUUUUAAUUAUUUGAGUGAGAAAACUGGAGCUAAUAUAACUACAACCGAGGAUGUUUUCUUCCUAGAUAAUUUAUUCCAAACUUUGGAAAACGUUGGGGUGAAGCCACCUAAAUGGGCUCAGGAAGUCAUGCCCAAGAUAAAAGAGAUGACUAAAAUUGAAUACGCCAUAGAGUUUUAUGAUAACGAUCUAAUAAGAAUAGCGUCUGGUGUACUCUUAGGAGAUAUAUUGAAUGCAUCAAGAUCAGCUAUUGACGGCGACUUAGAACAACCAAAGCUACGUUUGUACUCUGCCCACGAAAAUAAUGUGGCAGGAUUAAUGGCUGCUGCCAGGGUGUUCGAACCUCAUCAGCCGAAAUACGGGUCUACUUUUUCAUUGGAAUUGAGGAAAAGAAACAAUACAGCCGAAUACGGAUUUUUGGCAAUUUAUGCUGCGACUGCUGGUGGUCCAAGCGUUGCCCUCCCCAUUGCAGGUUGUGGAGAUGAUCUCUUCUGCGACUUUGACACAUUUGUCAAACUAACAAAGGAUGUCGGUGCGACCGUGAAUAGCGGCCGCUUCCCGCGCGCUUUGCAGUGGGACGGAGCGGCGCGCGCCGAGCGCUUCCUGCCUCGCAUCGCCCGAACCGCACAGCGAACGACGCGCGACGCCGGCACCGACCAAAUGAAAAUGAAAGAGGGCGGUCGCGAGGAGGAGCCGACCAACGCGGCGGAAGAGGUGCAGGGCCGGCACACUGAACGCACUUGCUGUUGCCUCGGCGUGUUGGUGGGCGUCUCACUCAUUGCCGCCCUCGUUGCAGUGAUCCUGAUGAAAGACACCACCGUCGAGGUUACAGUUCUCAGGCAGGUGCACGUGUUGAUGUCGCACGGGGAGCGCACGCCUAGCGAGCGUGAGCUGGCUAUGCUGGGCGCCCCGCCGCCCGAUCAUGUGUUCGCGCCGUACGGUGCUGGCGCCUUGACCAAUGAAGGGAAAAUGGCGACUUUCGAAAUGGGCGCACUACUUAGGAAAAGAUAUAAUGAAUUCUUGGGACCAUAUUACGAAGAUGGUAAACACGUCGUGAUAACGUCGGACACAGAUCUGAGCAAGGUGAGCGCUCUGCUGAUAUCGGCGGGCCUUUGGCCGCCUCCGGCAGAGCAGAUGUGGAACGACACAAUGAACUGGCAACCCGUGCCCUACUCUUACCCACCGCGGGAUACAGACUACCUUCUAUACGAGGAGAAUUGUCCCCGGUACAAUCAGGAGAAGGAGAGAAUACUGCAGGCGUUCACGGAGGAGGGGCUGCUAGCACCCUACAGGGACUUUUUCCACAAGAUAGCGACUUUGACCAACACCAACUUUAGCACACCACGCGAAGCGUUUGACCUUAACAACCUCUUUAUAAUACAGGACGACAUCAAAGUCGCGAAUCCAAAGUGGGCAAAACAUGUUAAAAGAAAGCUGAUGGAUGUCGCUAGGAUGGAGUUUUCUAUGAUGUUCCAUAGCAAUCUUUUGAGGAAACUGAGCGGUGGCGCGCUCCUGCGAGAGAUCAUAGCUGAGUCGUCGCGGCGCGGUGCGGGCGCGGAUAGGCCCGCCCUUGUGGUUCGCACCGGCACCGCGGUGUCCGUGGCGGCGCUGCUGUGCGCGUGCGUCGCCCCGCCCCCCCGGCCCCCCGACCCCGGGGCCGCCCUCAUCAUAGAGCUGCACGAGAGGCUUUCGACUAAGGCGGAGGGCGCCGACGCGGCGAACAACCUCGCCAAGCGAUUCGGCUUCAAGAUAUAUUACUGGGACGAUGAUUCGGCUGAACCGCGGUUAAUAGAAGUGGUGGGUUGCGAGCCUUUCUGUUCGUUGGAGACGUUCAAACGUUUGACGCAACAAGUCAUGUCUUACGACUAUAAAGAAGAUUGCAAACUCACGCCAACCGCAAUCGACCACAAGGACAGUAGCAUAGUUGGUGCU
Molecule: messenger RNA, 2535 nt
Organism: Iphiclides podalirius (scarce swallowtail)
Lineage: Eukaryota; Metazoa; Arthropoda; Insecta; Lepidoptera; Papilionidae
Source: the annotation of a GenBank genome assembly